Molecule: messenger RNA, 1887 nt
Organism: Dicentrarchus labrax (European seabass)
Lineage: Eukaryota; Metazoa; Chordata; Actinopteri; Moronidae
Product: cAMP-responsive element modulator-like
Exons: 3
Coding region: 287-736 (149 amino acids)
Biological process (GO): regulation of transcription by RNA polymerase II
Cellular component (GO): nucleus; transcription regulator complex
Molecular function (GO): DNA-binding transcription factor activity, RNA polymerase II-specific; RNA polymerase II cis-regulatory region sequence-specific DNA binding
Source: RefSeq, a predicted model, not a curated record
UAUGAAGACAUAUCAUUGUGAUUAUAGCAAUGAGAAUACACAAAAUGUCAUCAAAUGUUAUGGUUUACGAAUGAAGUUUUAACUGUAAAAAAGGGUUUUAGUAAGUCCAAAUCAUCUAUGCCUCUACUAACUGUCCAUGUUCAACAAGCCAUAUUCUUCAGUGUUGUCUUCCUCUUCAGCUGGAGAAAAUUCCUUCUCCAAAGACAAACAGCAGAGCCCCUGACUCAUAGCGCUGUGUCGGGGAGAGAGCAAACCAUACUGUUGACAUCAGGAGGCCAGUGAUGUCAUGGUGAUGUCAAUGCCUCUAAUUGUAAAUUGCACACAUAGCCUCGCUUUUGGCUGUGGUAACAUUUCAGUCAGAGAGAAGACUCUGAAGGGGACAGUUUGUCUUGGAAAAGCUGGGAGUAGAUACGGUAUGGCUGUAACUGGGGAUGAGACAGAAACAGGCACCGCUAGUGACCUGACUGCCUGCCAGCUGCGUAACCCCAGCUCCAGCCUCCCACAGGGGGUGGUGGGGGCCAGCACUCAUAGCUCCCAGAAACCCUUAGAGGAAGCCUUACAAAAGAGGGAGCUCCGAUUGAUGAAGAACAGGGAAGCCGCCCGGGAGUGUCGACGAAAGAAGAAGGAAUAUGUCAAAUGCCUCGAAAAUCGCGUGGCCGUGCUCGAAAAUCAAAACAAAACUCUGAUUGAGGAGCUAAGAGCCUUAAAGGACAUCUAUCGACACAAAGUGGAGUGAUCCCUCUGACUGGAAGAGGAGCCAGGGAUUGUGUGCGGGGACUGUGUUUGUUAGUGGUGUACUUCUGUGACGGUGUCUCGAGGACUCUGGUUUUGCUUAUACAGACCCACAUGCACACAAACACACACAAAUAAACACACACUCUCACAAAACACUCCUUGUCCUUGCUGUUAAAUGUGUUUACACGAUGAUGUCAAUGUUUCUGGCUCCGAAUUAUCGACGCGCCACCACCAGCAAAAAAACAAAACAAAACAAGUACUAUGAGGAGUUUAUGUCCCUUUGAACAUGGAGGCUACCAGAAGUAGCCGGAAAAGAAUGAGGGACUAUAUGGACCAUCUGCAAACUCGCAACGCCUUACUGGAGAUGGAGAAUCGGAUGCUGAAGGCCCAGCUGGAGCACCUUAACAACCCGAGCACCCAAAAACUAGAUCCACUAACGCCUUUGCCGUUACCACCUUAACUGCACUGCAUUUGACAUUCCUUUAUGCUCUGUUUUAUAAUUUGGCUCUAUUAAAAUGCCAUAUCAGUUGUCUUUGUGAUGGUCUGUUUUGCUGUUUUGGUCAGGAAAUGCUGCAAGAAGCCAAAUAAAAGGAAACCGGGUCCUCAGGGCUUCACGUAGCAAUGAUUCAUUUUAUUACUCAGAAAUCCUGAUGCAAGCACACAACCAGGAAUUAACACCUACCACUGCAUUCAUCACCCACAUUACUUUGUAUUUCAUGCAGAGACCUACCAGGAUCUGUCGUGCAUCUGCUUCUAACCUGUGGCAUGUAUUAUUUAUUACCCUAGCUGCAUUUUUUGUAGUUUUGAAUACCAGUGCAUGGUUUUUACAAACAAAAAGGGGAAAAAAAUUGUUUAUCUUAAUAUGAAUGAGUGUAUAUUUAGUUAAAAAGUACAGGCAUUUGUGGAAAUUGUAUUAACUCACUGUUUUUAACCUGACUGUUUUUUGCUUCGUCUCAGUAUACAUGGUUGAAUUUAGAAGUUAUUUAUGUAACUAUCAUUUUGAAUGCUGUUAAUUAGUAAUUUCUUUGUUGGUGCAUAAUUUCUCCUCUGUAAUAGCUUAGCCAUUGUCUUGUUCUGAUCACACCUUAUUCAAAAGGUCUUAUAGACAUAUUUUUAAAAAUGUAUUCUCUUCAAUAAAGUUCUUGCUCAGUC